GCGCUGCGCGCACUUGGAAAAAGCGUGCGGUUAUAUAAACUGCCUAAUGGCGGAUGGGAUAUUUCCGCAGAACGAGUGAAAAGUAAGCGCAGGGGGAUCGUCGAGCGAGAGCGGUUUAGUCGAAUUUUUCACUCGGUCUCAGGCCAACCUCUCCCAAAAGAUGGGUUUUGGAGACUACCCCAAGGAGUACAACCCCGCCAUACACGGAGUCUACGACCCUGCCCGUUACUACGGCCCGAGGGACACUCCGUUUGGCCAGGUGAAAGUUGGUGAACUUGGAGCAUGGAUUGGUCGUCGUAACAAGAGUCCACAAUCUUUCGCUGCUCUUUGCUCAAGAGCGUGGUGGCGUUGGCAACACAAGUACGUGCAGCCAAAGCGUACUGGAGUUGCUCCAUUCUUCCAGCUGACUUUUGCUGGAAUGGCACUCUUCUACUUUCUUAAUUACGGACGCAUCAAGCACCACAAGAACUACAAGUACCACUAAUCUGUAUGUCAACGUAGCUCUACAAGUAUUUUCAGCAACUCAAAGAUUCUGUUUAAUACUAUUAUUGGAAAAUAUAAACCAUUAAUCAAUAAAGUGUAAUACAGUUUAAAUUAGCAUAAACUGUUCAAAAAUUCCUUUUAAAAAAUCAAUAAAAACACCUUGAAAUGUGAC
Nasonia vitripennis (jewel wasp) is the source of this 655-nucleotide messenger RNA. It is a transcript of the gene ATPsynF, whose product is annotated as ATP synthase, H+ transporting, mitochondrial F0 complex, subunit F2. Gene Ontology annotation, molecular function: proton-transporting ATP synthase activity, rotational mechanism. The record is from RefSeq and is marked validated. NCBI's taxonomy places the organism in Eukaryota, Metazoa, Arthropoda, Insecta, Hymenoptera, Pteromalidae. The coding region runs from base 161 to 484 and encodes 107 amino acids. Gene Ontology annotation, biological process: proton motive force-driven mitochondrial ATP synthesis. The transcript is spliced from 2 exons.